GAGCUGUACAUUGCAAUGUUUGCAUGGAACAAUUCCAGGGGUGCUUUUCACCGCCCCCGAGGGAGGAUCUGCAGCCAUAUCAUCAAAGUUUCUCAAGCAGUUCUCGACCGUCGCCUGGCGCUCCAGCUGGAGGACAGCAAUCACUUGAAACCCCCCCAGAGCCAAAUAGACACCGGAGAGAGCACAAUCAUGGAUCUCGCGGCGAGAUGUUUGCUUCUCCUUCCCUGCCUCGGUGUGAUUGUGGCACUGGAUUUGGAGCCGAUCGACCCCAGCUACUUCGUGGAGCCCGCCGCCGCCACAUCGGAGGUGAUCGACUACAAGGAUCCCUGCAAAGCUGCUGCCUUUCUGGGAGACAUCGCUCUGGAUGAGGAAGACCUGAAGUCAUUUAAAGUGGAUCGGAUUAUAGAUUUGGCCUCCAGAACUGUCCAGAUUGUUAAUCGCACAAACACAGGGUCUCCCAAUAGCCAAAACAGACAAAGCGCUCACCGUAGGAAACGGGCCGCCACGUCCAGACCGGAGCGUGUUUGGCCCGAAGGUGUCAUUCCAUAUGUCAUCAGUGGCAAUUUCAGCGGCAGCCAACGAGCGAUAUUCCGCCAAGCCAUGCGGCACUGGGAGAAGCACACCUGUGUGACCUUCAAUGAGAGGACGGUGGAGGAGAGCUACAUUGUCUUCACCUACCGACCGUGCGGGUGCUGCUCCUACGUGGGCCGGCGCGGAGGAGGCCCCCAGGCUAUAUCCAUUGGAAAGAACUGCGACAAGUUUGGUAUCGUGGUGCACGAGCUGGGCCACGUGAUCGGCUUUUGGCACGAACACACGCGGCCCGAUCGAGACGAACACGUCAGCAUUAUCAGAGACAAUAUUCAGCCAGGUCAGGAGUACAACUUUUUGAAAAUGGAGCCCGGCGAGGUGGAUUCCUUAGGAGAGGUCUACGAUUUCGACAGUAUCAUGCACUAUGCCCGGAAUACAUUCUCCAGGGGCAUCUUCCUGGACACCAUCCUGCCGCGCUACGAUGUGAAUGGUGUGCGACCACCCAUUGGCCAGAGAACCAGACUUAGCAAAGGGGAUAUCGCACAGGCACGCAAACUCUACAAAUGCUCCAAAUGCGGGGACAGUCUGCAGGAUAGCAACGGCAAUUUUUCCUCUCCGGGUUUCCCCAACGGCUACUCGGCUUACAUGCACUGCAUCUGGAGAAUAUCCGUCACGCCGGGAGAAAAGAUCAUUCUGAACUUCACUUCCAUGGAUCUAUACAGAAGUCACCUGUGCUGGUAUGACCAUGUGGAAAUCCGGGAUGGAUAUUGGAGGAAAGCCCCUCUCAAAGGUCGAUUCUGCGGCGACAAGCUACCCGAGCCAAUCAUCUCCACCGACAGCCGUUUGUGGAUCGAAUUCCGCAGCAGCAGCAACUGGGUGGGCAAAGGUUUCUCUGCCGUUUAUGAGGCCGUGUGUGGUGGGGAGGUGAAGAAGGACAGCGGGCAGAUCCAGUCCCCCAACUACCCCGACGACUACAGACCCAACAAAGCAUGCGUAUGGAAGGUUACCGUGGCUCAGGGCUACCACGUGGGCCUCACCUUCCAGUCCUUUGAAAUUGAGAGACAUGACAGUUGCGCGUACGACUACCUGGAGGUGCGUGACGGCAACUCGGAGAACAGCCCCCUGCUGGGCCGCUUCUGCGGCUACGACAAACCGGAUGACAUCAAAAGCAGCUCCAACCAGCUGUGGAUGAAAUUUGUUUCCGAUGGCUCCGUCAACAAGGCCGGCUUUGCAGCCAACUUCUUCAAAGAGAUGGAUGAGUGCUCCAAGCCAGACAACGGUCGCUGCGAGCAACGCUGUGUCAACACGCUGGGCAGCUACAAGUGCGCCUGCGACCCGGGCUACGAGCUAGCUGCCGACAAGCGCAGCUGCGAGGCUGCCUGCGGAGGCUUCAUCACCAAGCUGAAUGGUUCCAUCACCAGCCCCGGUUGGCCCAGAGAGUACCCGCCCAACAAGAACUGCAUCUGGCAGCUGGUGGCCCCCACGCAGUACCGCAUCACUCUGCUCUUUGACGUCUUUGAGACCGAGGGCAGCGACGUUUGCAAGUACGACUACGUAGAGGUGCGCAGCGGACUGUCGGCAGAUUCCAGGCUACACGGGAAGUUCUGCGGCGCCGAGAAACCCGAAGCCAUCACCUCUCAGUACAACAACAUGCGCAUCGAGUUCAAGUCCGACAACACCGUGUCCAAAAAGGGCUUUAAAGCACAGUUUUUCUCAGACAAAGACGAGUGCUCCAAGGAGAACGGCGGCUGUCAGCACGAAUGCGUCAACACCUUCGGAAGCUACAGCUGCCAGUGCAGGAGCGGCUUUGUGCUGCACGACAACAAGCACGACUGCAAAGAGGCCGGCUGCGAUCACACAGUGACCAGUGUGAGCGGUACCAUCACCAGUCCCAACUGGCCCGAUAAAUAUCCCAGCAAGAAGGCGUGCACUUGGUCGCUCACCACCACGCCCGGCCACCGCAUCAAAAUAGCUUUCAAUGAGAUCGACAUGGAGGCUCACCUGGAGUGCGCUUACGACCACAUCGAAAUCUACGACGGGAAAGACGGCAAAGCUCAAAGCAUCGGGCGCUAUUGCGGCACGAAGAAGCCGCAGCCCGUCACGUCCAGCGGCAAUAAACUCUUCGUCCGCUUCUACUCCGACAACUCCGUGCAGAAGAAAGGCUUUGAGGCAUCCCACUCUGCAGAAUGCGGCGGUCGCCUGAAGGCCGAGGUGAAGACCAAGGACCUGUUCUCGCACGCCCAGUUCGGGGACAACAACUACCCCGGAGCCUCCGACUGCCAGUGGGUGAUCUCGGCCGAGAAAGGCUACGGCGUGGAGCUCAUCUUCCAGACCUUUGAGAUCGAGGAGGAGGCGGACUGCGGCUACGACUACAUGGAGCUCUUUGACGGGGCUGACACCAAGUCUCCGCGCUUGGGACGUUACUGCGGCUCGGGACCACCCGAGGAGAUCUACUCGGCCGGCGACUCCAUCGUGAUCAAGUUCCGUUCGGACGACACCAUCAACAAGAAAGGAUUCCACGUGCGCUACACCAGCACCAAGUUCCAGGAUACGCUGCAUUCGCGCAAGUGACGAGUGGGGGCCGCAAGGGGCCGCGCGGCGGGGCAGAGGGCCACCCGGAGGGGCCCCAAAGGGAGGCUCCCGCCUACCGCUCGGAAACCUUCGGCCACCAACGCCAAUCAGAUGCGACAGAAGAGCCGCAAGAGCGCCGGCACCAAGCGCACCUCAGCUCCCAGGGGCUCCCCCCGCAGACUGUGAGGAGUAAAGCCAUUCUGCAGUACACCUUCUUUUGACCUUUUUACGCUUAGGAUCCAUCGGGCUUUGGCGGACAGCGACGGGAGUGGGGGCGUUUAUUGACCUGACCCCUCCUCUCCCAUUCUGGUUCAUUCUGAUUCUUUUUUUUUUCUAGUUUUUUUAUUUUUAUUUUUAAAGGUGCCUCCUCACAUGGCACAACAAGGAAACCAGUGGAUUCUCAGGAUCUAUAGGAAACGGCGGGCAUCAUCCCUGCUCUUGCCGCACCAGACCACCCUCCUCCUCCUCAUCAUCAUCAUCACAAAGGACUUGAGCGGUGGGCCUGGGCGUGUGCACCGGGGAACAACUGCAGCAGCAUUCUGUGUAACGACGGGCGACGUGACGGCCACACUCUCACUUGUUAGCAUUAACCCAGGAACAUAAGGAAGCAGUUUUCUUAUUAAAGGACUAAUCAAUGAAAUGUGGUCCAUGGUCUUCUGGUCGGUCAUUACUGUACCUCCAUGAUGUGUAAAGUGUGUAUGCGUGCGUGCGUGCGUGAUCUUUCAAAGGGAACAUGUGCUUCUUCUUUUUUUUUUUUUUCUUCUCAGCUUAAACCAUUUAGCACUUUACAGUGAAUUGUUCCAAAAUCAUUGAGCGUCGAUGGAUUUUUGUGAAAUGCAAUGCCAGUUCACUUCUUUUUAAAUGCAUUUUAUCUCUCUCUUAUUCAAAAUCAAAUUUGUUUUGUUUUUUUCUCUCUCUUUUGCUCCAUUUUAGUUCCUCGGGCAUACUUGAACAUUGUGUGUGCCCUGUGACGUGGGGUAAUAAAGAUAUGACUUAUG
Messenger RNA from Syngnathus typhle (broad-nosed pipefish), 4097 nucleotides. It is a transcript of the gene bmp1a, whose product is annotated as bone morphogenetic protein 1a. Bases 16 to 3099 code for a protein of 1027 amino acids. Gene Ontology annotation, biological process: proteolysis. The transcript has 21 exons. Gene Ontology annotation, molecular function: metalloendopeptidase activity; zinc ion binding; serine-type endopeptidase activity. The record is from RefSeq and is a predicted model, not a curated record. NCBI's taxonomy places the organism in Eukaryota, Metazoa, Chordata, Actinopteri, Syngnathiformes, Syngnathidae.